AUGCCUUUCUACUACAAGUCCCACGGCAAGGAGGCCCCGAAUAAGUUCGUGGCCUUUGUCCGUCGCAUCUACAACCCCCUAGGGUUCAAGAAAGGCUAUGCCUUUCCUCUCUGGUUCAUCCUAGGAGGCGGCAGCCUGGGCUUCUGCGCCUCCAGGGCCAUGUACCUCAACCUCGACAACACCUACAAGAACGAGAAAUGGGUGACCGGCGACUGGGAGUGGCAGAGAGCAGGCCGGCACCGUGUCGCGAUCCUCAUGCACCUCAUCUGCGUCAUCCCUAUCGGCUUCCUCCUCCUCUGGCAGUUCCUCCCCAUCGUCCGCCACAAGUUCAUGCUCUUCCACCGCCUUAACGGCUACCUCCUCCUGACCCUCCUCCUCGGCAGCAACGCGAGCGCCAUCCUCAUGGCAGACAGGGCCCUGGGCGGCAGCCUCGACACCCGCAUGGCCAUCGGCUUCCUCGCCGUCCUCUCUGUCUCCUGCGCCGUGCUGGCCUACGUCAGCAUUAAGCGGCUCCAGAUCGACCAGCACAGGGCGUGGAUGCUCCGCUGCUGGGUCAUCUCCUUCGUCAUCGUCACCCAGCGCCUCAUCCAGCUGGCCGCCCUGCCCAUCGUCUCCGGCCUCACGGACAUGUACGUCCCCAUGACCUGCCGCUCCGUCGACACCAUCGACAGCCUCGUCCAACCCGGGCUCGCGCCCCUGUUCUACCCGUCCUGCGCCAACAACUCGGACGGCUGGGUCGCCGUGCGCGCAGACAGCAACGCCCAGCCUACGCCGCAGGGAAUCCCGAAGCUGCAUGAGAUCGGCGCCGCGGUGCAGGCCACGUUCGCCUUCUCCCUCCUCCUCGCCAUGUUCAUCCACAUCGUCGGGGUGGAGGUAUACCUGCACCUGACGCCGGCCGAGGCCAGCAGGCUGAAGCGGGUGAGCUACGAGAGGCAGCUGAAGAGGGGCUGGAAGAUGCCCGGCGAUGCGAGCUGGCUGACCGCGCAGGCGCUGGGGGACGCCGAGGAGUUCGACUAUAAGCUCGGCCGCGAACUGGAGGCUCCGGGGAAGGAUAGUCACAGCGAGGGGGAGUUGUCUGUUCGGAACGCUGGAGGAGUUGUCGCGCCUGAACCUUAG
This is a messenger RNA of Clonostachys rhizophaga, 1116 nucleotides long. NCBI's taxonomy places the organism in Eukaryota, Fungi, Ascomycota, Sordariomycetes, Hypocreales, Bionectriaceae. The record is from the annotation of a GenBank genome assembly.